AUGGCUCUGCAGCUCCAUCGGAAGGAGACCGAGUGGAUGGCCGAAUAUGAUGGCAGCGUGAAGGCUCUGUUGGGUAUCAUCAAAUACCAUGAGGAUGAGACGAAACAGCUAAAGAUGGAGGUGAAACGAUUGAAAGCAGCGGCUGCAGUUGUUCCGCCCUCGAUCACCAGGAUGGCGCGAUCUACGCAGACAGAGACGCUGGGGUCGAUGAAAGCAGCGAUGAGGAGGAACAACGUGCGUUUUGCGAAGGACGAAGACGAUGUAGCUACAAAUAAGGUGGAGAGGUUGUCUGCUGACGCAAAGACGAAAGCUAGUAUCGCACGUAUGCAGAACGGCUUGGGGAACCCCAGGCAGAGAAUCGCACAGAGAGACUACCGCGUACUACAGUCGAGAUGCCAUCGAAAGCACUUGAAAAAAGACCUGGAGGAGUGCAAUCGAGUGCUGCACAAGCGGUUGGCGAUACAGCAAAAAGUAUUGAAUCAGCUGCUGCAUACAAAGCUCAAGGCCGCAAGUAGCAACACGGAACAGUAUAACCCAAUGCGUUCCGCCUCGCCAGUUAACCUCACCCGUGAAGCCCAUGACGAGCAGCGUACGCAUCCGCACAAACAACGCGUGCGGUCGAACUCGGCCAUCGUGUAUAAAAUACAAGAUUAA
This is a messenger RNA of Phytophthora infestans T30-4, 654 nucleotides long. RefSeq lists its product as uncharacterized. The record is from RefSeq and is a predicted model, not a curated record. The coding region runs from base 1 to 654 and encodes 217 amino acids. Lineage: Eukaryota; Oomycota; Peronosporomycetes; Peronosporales; Peronosporaceae. The transcript has 4 exons.